Messenger RNA from Dovyalis caffra, 1992 nucleotides. Lineage: Eukaryota; Viridiplantae; Streptophyta; Magnoliopsida; Malpighiales; Salicaceae. The record is from the annotation of a GenBank genome assembly.
AUGCGACACACUAGAGUUAAGGCUAUGGGGCAAGCAAUAAUGCUGGAAAGUAACAUUCAGGUUGGAGCCACACAAGAAUCCAUCGGUUCGUACUCCUCGUACAGCUUCGUAGUAACCAUGAGGAAGUCACUUCCAGAAGUUCAACCACACAGCUCAGAGAAUGAUUCUGAUGGCAUGGAUCAAGAUCGCAACCAAAGCAUCAUAGUUCCUACUACUGUCAUAGCAAUAGCUGAUAGCUUCGAAAAGAAAGAUCACUCAUGGUUUGUCACUUCCCAAAUCCCAACAGAUCUAUCAAUUCAAGUUCAGGACAUCACUUUUACUGUUCACAAGUAUCCCUUGUUAUCAAAAUGUGGCUACAUAGGCCACCUGGAACUUCAACCUUCAUUUUCUAAUUUUGGGUAUGAACUCAAGCUUGAGAACUUCCCAGGUGGAGCGGAAGCAUUCAAAAUCAUUCUAAAAUUCUGUUAUGGUCUUCCAUUAGACUUAAACCCUAGCAACAUAGCUCCACUAAGAUGUGCAUCAGAAUUCCUAGAAAUGAGUGAAGAACAUGACGAUGGAAAUCUUAUGUCAAAGACAGAAACUUUUCUCACAUUUGUAGUCCUCUCAUCAUGGAAAGAUACCAUCACCGUUCUCAAAUCCUGUGAAACUUUAUCUCCAUGGGCUGAAAAUCUCCAAAUAGUCAGAAGAUGUUGUGACUCAAUAGCAUGGAAGGCUUCUAGACACAAUUCAACAAUAGGAAAUAUGGUCAAUGAUGAAGGAUGGUUUGAUGAUGUGGCUUCCCUUCGCAUUGAUCAUUUCAUGAGAAUUAUAACUGCAAUAAAGGCAAAGGGAACAAAACCAGAGAUCAUAGGUAAAUACAUAAUGCAAUAUGCAGAAACGAAGUUGCCAGGCAUGAAUGUAGAGUUAGAAGGACUAAGAGGGUAUGGGUAUGGAAAGAAUGAACUGAAGUUCAGUAUUUCGAUUGGAAAGAAGGAAGACGAGGGUAUUGAAGAUAGCAAAGAGCAAAAAACUAUUAUCGAAAGCCUACUAAGCAUACUUCCUACUCAACCAGAAGCUAUCCCAUGUAAGUUCUUACUGAAGAUGUUGAAAAUCGCAUUGUUUUACUCUGCAUCCCAAGCUUUGAUUUCAGAACUUGAGAAGAAAGUGGGGAUGAUGUUGGAGAAUGCCAAUGUUAAUGAUCUUUUGAUUCCUAAUUAUAAAAGCGAAGAUCAGGGCAAAUUUGUGAAAUCACCUGAACAACAAACAAUGCACAACAUAGAUGUGGUACAAAGAAUCGUUGACUAUUUUUUGGUGCAUGAACAAGAGCAGCAGCAACUGCCAUUGACAUCAGGGAAAUCAAGUGUUAGCAAGCUUUUGGACAAUUACCUAGCUGAGGUUGCAAAGGACCCUAAUCUCUCCAUUACCAAAUUUCAAGUUUUGGCUGAAGCUCUGCCAGAGAAAGCUCGAACAUGUGAUGACGGUCUUUAUAGAGCCAUUGACACAUAUCUCAAGACUCAUCCUUUGCUCUCUGAGCAUGACCGAAAAAGGCUAUGCAAAAUAAUGAACUGCGGGAAGCUAUCACUUGAUGCAUGCAUGCAUGCAGCACAAAAUGAUAGGUUGCCUCUAAGAACAGUGAUUCAGGUGUUGUUCUCGGAGCAAGUAAAGAUGAGGGCAGCAAUGCAAGGAAAAGAGCCGGCAGCAAGGGAUAACUCAGAACAGGAAAUAACUGAAACAUCAACAAAAACUGAGGUCAUGACCCUAAGAGCAGAAGUUGAGAAAAUAAAAACACAAAUGACAGAGCUGCAGAGGGACUAUUCUGAACUGCAACAUGAAUACGAAAACCAAAACAACAAGCAUCGAAAUGGAUCAACUUGGAAUUUUGGGUGGACAAAGAUCAGAACAUCAGCUCUUUUCCAUCGAAAAUUAGACAGGAUUGAAAACAGAGAAGGACAGAAGAGACCUAAUUCACUUGGCAGCAAGAUCAACUUCAGAAGAAGACUAUCCAUAUCAUAA